GAGCGCUAGGCCAGCAGACUCACUCAGAUGCAGCCGACAUCCAAACGUCUGCUCUGUGUGUGACCGUUGCUAGCCUUCCUUUACCGCCUCUCGAGGAUAAGCGCUACAAUGACCGUCAGCAUAGCGAGAUAAGGAAAGAGAGAGAGGACGUACAGGACUGACCAUGUGAACGUUUCCCAGAAUAAGGCCGGCCAAAAGCUACAAAUGGAGCGUGUUGAGGAUAUGGAUCAUAUCCAAUAAACUAAGCUGCUUAUGUGUUACCUUCAGAGGGUUCCGAUCCAUGACCUUUCCCCCUCCCCAAAGACACCCUAAACCAUCUAGAUCCCAACCCAUCCACCACCUCUCCUCCACCCACCGCUAUCCAACCAGGACCUCGAAUGGAACUACCAAACCCGAUCUAAGAUGGCCGUCUUAAAGGUGAAAUUCACCAAGACCAGCCGGGACAAGCUUGCCCAGGUUCUGUGGAUCUUGAACUGGAUCUCUGUGGUGACAGGGGUCAUCUUGUUCAGCCUGGGUCUGUUCCUCAAGGUGGAGAUCAACAAGCGCUGGGAGCUGAUGGCUGAGAGAGACAUCCAGUACGUCCCCAACAUGCUGAUCGCCGUGGGCCUCGUCGCCUGUGGCAUCAACUUCCUGGGUGGGAAAAUCUGCUACGACUGUGUGGACAACACCAAGUUCCUGCGCUGGAAACUCCUGAUGCUCCCGUACAUUGUCUGUACUUUCUUCUUCACCUUCUCCGUCCUGGUGGGGGCGCUCAUGUGCUACGGGAUGCGCAGCGAGCUGGAGGAGUCUCUGACCCUGGGGCUCCGGGACGCCAUGCGCUACUACAAGGACACAGACACGCCGGGGCGGUGCUUCCUGAAGAGCACUGUGGACCUGCUGCAGAUCCAGUUCCAGUGCUGUGGGAACGCGGGUUUCAAGGACUGGUUCCAGAUCCAGUGGGUCAGCAGCCGCUACCUGGACCUGAGCAGCAAGGAGGUGGUGGACCGUCUGCGGAGCAACGUAGAGGGGAAGUACCUGAUGGACGGGGUGCCCUUCAGCUGUUGUAACAUCGACUCCCCCCGGCCCUGCAUCCAGCACCAGAUAACCAACAACUCAGCCCACUUCAACUACGACUACCAGACAGAGGAGCUGAACCUGUGGAUGAAGGGCUGCCAUCAGGCCCUGCUGGAACACUACACCAGCAUCAUGCAGUCCAUCGGUCUGAUCGUCCUCAUCAUCUGGCUGUUCGAGCUGUCGGUGCUGACGGGGGUUCGCUACCUCCAGACCUCCCUGGAGAACCUGCUGAGGCAGGGGGACCCCAACUCUGAGUCUGAAGGUUGGCUGCUGGAGAACAGCUUUGUGGAGACGGCCCGCUCCAACUUCAACAUCAUUAAGAGCCUGGGGAAGAACAACCAAAUCCACACGGCCGACAACGGCGACCCCAACAUGGACGUCCCCUCCACGGCCCACUAUGGCCCCGAUAACUUGCCCCCGAGCAGACACCCGUGGAGGGUUGACCACGGAGUUGAGACCUCGUCUCAGAGCCCCCUCUCCUGA
This is a messenger RNA of Hypomesus transpacificus, 1536 nucleotides long. Its product is annotated as photoreceptor outer segment membrane glycoprotein 2-like. NCBI's taxonomy places the organism in Eukaryota, Metazoa, Chordata, Actinopteri, Osmeriformes, Osmeridae. The transcript has 4 exons. The coding region runs from base 403 to 1536 and encodes 377 amino acids. Gene Ontology annotation, cellular component: membrane. Gene Ontology annotation, biological process: visual perception. The record is from RefSeq and is a predicted model, not a curated record.